Molecule: messenger RNA, 750 nt
Organism: Didymodactylos carnosus
Lineage: Eukaryota; Metazoa; Rotifera; Eurotatoria; Philodinida; Philodinidae
Source: the annotation of a GenBank genome assembly
AUGUCACGAAAGGUUGUUAUGUCAACAACGGAUAUCAGCAAAGUUGAUCCACAUGUUUUAAAAUAUCUCAAAGAACGUGCUAAACGAUGGUUGGUAGAUGAUGGUUUAUUGAUCUCUGGAUUAUUUUUUUCAUACUAUUCGAGUGACAAAUCGCCGCCAUCAAAACUGGGAUAUAUCAAACGUUAUCUAAAAGAUGACAGUGAGGACGAGAAAAUCCGAAAGAAAUUGAAAGCUUAUAAUAUUGUUACAUUAGAAUACAAAAAAACGUUUUUGGGCAGCAUUAAAAAAUCUCAAUCUCAUUCAAUGUUAUUGAAUCUAAGUGCAAUGGAGAUUCUAGGUGAAGAACCGUAUAGUGCUGUAGUGGAAGUGGAUCAAUCGUUUUUAUUUGAGAAGAAGUCUAACGCUGGCGAAGAAUCGAAGUUGAAAGAUAUAGUCAAUAUUGGUAAGGAUGUCUCUGUUAUAGGUUCUGACGUACAACGGAAAGGUCUCAAAGGUAUGGCCAAAGUACGAAAAGAAGUCGCUUUUCUGAAAUAUUUUGGUGUCUUGGGAGAAAUCGAUUGCUCGACAAUGAAAGAAUUUUAUCGGAGCCAUCAACAUUCACUAUUAGCGGAGCAUCCGAUGAUCGAUAUAAAAUUGAAUGCUCACAUAGAACAUUCGGCCAAUUUUCUUGAUUUACAUGUGGGAAAUCAAAAUGGAAAAUUAGUAACAAAAGUAUAUCAUAAACCAGCAAAAACAGUCGAUAAAUUAUGA